AAUUAGCGUAUUCGUUUAAAAUGUGUUUACAUUUGUGAAAUAUUGUAAAAGGGUUUCAGAAUAUUAAUAAUGAAGUUUGAUUUUGAUCAGAAACUAACCGUGUUACCUCUUCAAAUAAUUGAAGAAUUUACAUUUCAAAAAUGCUUGCUGCCCAAAGAAAUUUUUACUAAAAACGAAUUACGCCCAGGUGUUUGGAUGAAAUGUUGUGUUGAAAGAACGGGCUUUGACACCUGCUAUUUUCUAUGUCAAAUUUAUCCUCGAGAUAUUAACGUAAAUUGUUGUUACCUAGACUAUGGAGUUGGCACUGCAACUCUUUUAGAAAAAGGAGGCAUAUUAAACAGCCUAGAAGCGAUAGAAUGCCAAACAGGAGAUAGUGGACAGGUUGCGGUAACGUUGGAAAUUAAUGAAGGUUUCUUUAAAAGUCGCCUACGCAAGUUGUCCACUAGCAUGUUAACUAUCGCCCUUAAGCAGAUAUUAACGCCACUUAAUUUAAUGAUAGGAUGUGUUGUGCGCAAUAAAAGUACUCGAAAUUUGGGGAUAUCUGCUAUCCAUAUUGACUCUUGUAUAAAUACAAAUGAAAAUUCACUUUUCCAAUUGGAUAGCCAAACACAAUUGUAUAUAAACAACAUAUAUAUUAGUGCCAAAUCGAAUGCAUCGGAAGUAAAGCAAUUUUUCAAACAUGGUUACGAAAUGGUUUGGAAAGAAAUUGAGGAUUUAUUGUGUAAUAGUAGGCUACGUGAUAUGCAAAUCGAAUCUAAUGGCAUUCGCCCGCAUCUAAACGCCCUUCUUAUCGGUGCACCAGGUUGUGGCAAAACAGCUUUACUGAAUGCAUUUGUCGAGCAGCAUAAAUGCAAUUGUUUUCAUAUUUCCACGGAAAAUGUUUUACACGAGUAUCCUGGUGAGGCUGAAGCACAAUUGCGCAAAGAAUUCGAAAAUGCUUUAUAUUUAACUAAACAUCUGAAAUCUAAAAAUCCUACGAUAAUUAUUUUCGAAAAUAUUGACUUGUUGUGUCCCGUCUCGAAUAAUACAUCUACCACGGAUGCAGCCAACUCAAAUCGUAUAUGCGUUCAAUUGGUUAAGCUACUUGACGAACUUCAUAAUUCGAAUGCUAGUAUAUUAUGUAUAGCGACUUCAUCGAAUCCAAGUGCCAUAAAUGCCAGCGUACGUCGACCUGGUCGUUUUCAACAUGAAAUCACCGUUGAUUGGCCGAAUGAGCCAACACGCAAAAUUUUAUUUAACGCUAUGUUCGAAUUCAGUCAAGCAAAACCAUUUCUGACGCCAAAGAAACUUGACGUUGAACUACUCGACUUAGUCGGCAAACGUACGCAAGGUUUUGUCGCAGGAGAUCUGGCGCUAUUGGUACAAAAUAUAGAACAAAAUCAAGUAAAGCAAGAGAAAGAGUUCGACAUUGCACAUUUCGUAAAGUUAGCACUGAAUAAUGUAAGACCUGCAGCGGUGCACACGGCCGAUGUUCGAGUAUAUAAAUUUGUGGACGGCUUCGAAACUAUCGGUGGUAUGAAUAAGCUAAAACGUACAAUGGAGGUUAGCAUUUUGGCAGGUCUGCGUAAACAAGAAAAGUUUAGAAAAUUCGGACUAAAAUUACCAAAAGGUCUGCUGCUAUAUGGCCCACCGGGUUGCGCGAAAACGACCUUUGCGAAAUGUCUAGCCAAAGAAGCGGAUAUGACGUUUAUUUCUAUAGCUAGCGCAGAUGUUUAUUCGCCUUACGUUGGCGCAGCAGAAAAGUUUAUUGUACGAAUUUUCGAUACCGCACGAAAAAAUGCACCUUGUCUUAUAUUUUUUGAUGAAAUUGAUACGCUGGCCGGUCGACGACCCAUUAGCUCAAAUAGUUCAAGUGAUGUGCAGGUACGUAUACUCUCAACGCUAUUGACUGAAAUGGAUGGCGUUAUAGACGGUUCGGAUGAGAACAGCCAGCAAAUACUCGUCGUGGCAGCUAGUAAUCGGCCAGAUAUGAUUGAUGAUGCAUUACUACGGCCUGGCCGUUUAAGUAAACAUAUAUAUGUGCCAGCACCGGAUUUACAGUCGCGUAUAUCCAUUUUACAGUUAAUUGCGAAACGUAUGCCCUUUGCAGCAGAUGUAAAUAUAAAAAAAAUUGCCGAAGAAACAGAGCUUUACACAGGCGCCGAUAUGUGCAAUCUUUGCAAUGAGGCUGCAUUGUUAGCCUUUGAAAGAUUGAGUGUGGAUAGUAGUGAAGAUGAUUAUAAAAUUAACGCGAAAGAAUUUGAUUUUGCUUUGAAAAAUUCGAAAUCUUCACUCUCGACAAAUCAGCUGAGCUUGUAUACGAAAUUUCAAAAGAAAAUCGAGGCAAAAUCAGGAGAAUAGCGGAGUAUACUUGAAUUGCUUUAACAAAUAUUUACAUAUGUAAAUACAUUUUAAUUGGUUGUUAAAAUAAAUGCAGGCAAGGAUGUGCAUAUUUAAUGUUAA
Molecule: messenger RNA, 2442 nt
Organism: Bactrocera neohumeralis
Lineage: Eukaryota; Metazoa; Arthropoda; Insecta; Diptera; Tephritidae
Product: ribosome biogenesis protein SPATA5L1
Exons: 5
Coding region: 70-2340 (756 amino acids)
Molecular function (GO): ATP binding; ATP hydrolysis activity
Source: RefSeq, a predicted model, not a curated record